Molecule: messenger RNA, 1023 nt
Organism: Dryobates pubescens (Downy woodpecker)
Lineage: Eukaryota; Metazoa; Chordata; Aves; Piciformes; Picidae
Gene: RSPH14
Product: radial spoke head 14 homolog
Exons: 6
Coding region: 1-1023 (340 amino acids)
Molecular function (GO): protein binding
Source: RefSeq, a predicted model, not a curated record
AUGGCUCACGCUCGUAUCUCAGCCAACCUACCCCCUAACAUAGAUCCCACCAAAGCUCCUCUGGCGUUUGGGAGGAGGGCCCUUCCCAAGCUGAAGGAGGAGUUAUGUUCUACAGAGCUGCUGACUCAGCAGCAGGCACUGAUGUCGCUCUGUGACCUGGUCCAUAACCCAGAAAUUGUCUACCAGGCACUAGAAAUAGGGUUCUUGGAUAACCUGAAGGCUUUGCUGGUACACCACGACAGCACUGUCCGACAGAAAACCACCGAAAUCCUCUGCGUCACGGCUAUGCAUAGCGUGGGCAGGCAAGGGCUGAUACGUCAGGGAGUGAUUCCUGCCCUCACUGAGCUUUUGGAUGACCCAGUAGAUAUCUGUCGGAAGAACACACAUCAGAUACUCGAGAUGAUGGCAAAAUUACCUGAAGGGGCUGCUGACAUACUGCAUGCUGCUUUGAUUCCCUCACUGCUCCUCAAACUGAAGACUGAGCUGGAUGAAAUCCAGGAGCUAAUCCUUGACACACUCUCCAGCUGUCUUCAUUUGGAGGCUUCUGAAGCUCUAGCAAGUGGUGCUGUUACCAUCCUGAAGGAAAAGCUCACACACCCAUCAGUGGCCAUCAGAAGCAAAGCAGCUCAGGUCCUCUUAGCAGCUGGGACUCAUCCAGAGGGGAAAAGCCUCAUCUGUGAAGAAGUUGUUGCUGCACUGGUGAGCCUGUUGGAAGACACAGAUCCUGAAGUCCAAGCAAGUGCAGCAGGAGCACUGAUGUUUGCUACUGUCAAACCCCAGGGGAGAUUCUCGGCGCUGGGGGCUGGAGCCAUUGCACCUUUGCUGAGGCUGGCGACUGAGCAGAGCAGCAGAGCACGGCUGAGCGCGCUCAAAGCGCUCACCAUGCUAGCCGAGCUCCCGCAGGGCCGCACCACGCUCCUGGAUCACACGGCCAUGCUUGAGCAGUGCCUGAGUGACCCCUGCGAGGCGGUGAGGAGAGCUGCCACUACUGCCAUCAGCGUCAUCCGGUGGAAGCCUUGCUGA